AUGAUUGGCACUCGGCGAAGUACUAAAAGCACCUCCUUUCAGCACCUGUACGGGUCACAAAACCGCACGCUGCGAGGUGCAAAUGGUCAAAAGGGAUUUUCCCAUCAGCGGAAUGGCACGGCUCGUGAGGAGCAGCAGUCAACCAAACCUCCAGGGCCACGUAACUCCGUUUUGAUCAAUCGUGUGGUUGAUGUGUUGCCGCUGUUUAGCAUCAACGGCACCGUUAGGUAUAUUGAGGCCGUAGGGGGACGUAGUGCGUGGACUGCAGAGGCGGAUGGGUGCAUUCGCGUGAGGAGUGUACCAAAGGGAACGGAAGUGCGAACACUGGAAGGAAGGGAAGGAUGUUUCUGCACGUGCAUAUUAUAUGUAGAGUCAACGAAUGCCAUGUGGACAACCUUCAGCGAUGGCUUCAUUCGCGUUUUCGACUUCAAUACCCAUGCGCUGCUCUCUGAGUUCAUUAAACAUGACAAAGCUAUUGAAUGUAUAUGGGAGGUGGAGGGAUAUGUAUUUACGGGUGGUCGUGACUGGCAAAUAUAUCAAUGGAAGCCGGACACUUACGUCUGCGAACGACGACUCUCCGGUCACAAUAAUACUGUUCGGUGCCUCUGCCAGUACGCUGGGGAUACCGGAGCUGUCCUCUUCUCUGGAAGCGAUGAUGGCACUGUACGGGCGUGGGAUCCAUACCUUCCCGCGCGGAAAGGUAAGGACGGGGGCCCUAUGAUGCAUAUUUUUACUGGACACACACAGGGCGUGCUUUCUCUAGAACUUGUAACAGUCAGCAAUCAGUUAUGGUCUGGGGGCGAGGACACCACCAUACGUGUUUACGACCUUCAAACGCUUGGGUGUGUUAGUGUGCUAAAGCACCACAGAGCACCCGUGAGUUCCAUCAAGUUGAUAGGAAUUCGUGUGUGGAGUGCUGACAAGUAUGGAAAGACGCUCUUGUGGGACCCCAAGACGUUAACACCACUGAAAGACCUCACCACUCAUAUGGCUACCGACCCCGGUUCGAUGCUCAGCAUUUGUAAGGUGAAGCAACUGGUGUCAUGGAAAGUAUGGACUGCCUGUUCUGGGGGGAAGAUUUAUUGUUGGAAUGCAGAUUCUAUUCCUAUAGCGUUUGAUGGUCCCACAGCCGGCAAGGACGCUGUUGAUGUUAGCGAUGCGGUGCAGCUGCUUACAGAAAAUAAAGGCUUGCGAGGCGAAAUAGAAAAGUUGAGGAGGCAGCUGAUGGGUGAGGCCGAGGAUGGGGGGUCUUCGGCAAACAGAGGGUCUGCGAGUGUGUCACCAUCAAGAGCCAAAAGUGUUCCUUCUCAUCCGCGGCACCAUGAGUCCAAAAUGGGACGAGGAACCUCCCCGUCGGCAACUCCACCGGGGAAAAGGCGGUCUCCCCCUGCGUUUUCUGCUGAAUACGCCAACGAUACUCCUAUUCACGAGAGAGCAAACACGGCCUCCAGGGAGGGUGAUGAUGCACGAGGUUGCACGACAUGUCAUGAGAGAUUUUUCUAUGGUGAUGCAUGGGAAUUUAUCUUCAGGCAAGACACGGAAGAGCUGUGCGCAGUGAUCCGUCAUGAAGUUGCUACUGUCCUCGGCAUUCCGGCCGAUCAGGUGCAAAUCACCCAAAUGGAACUUGGCAGUGCUGGCCAGGGGUGUGUUGUGAAGCUGAAUAUACAGCACAGUGCGAGUUUGCCUCCUUCAGAAAUUGAUACUAUGCUAAGCAAUUAUCCAUUUAUUGAUGUCUAUGAGUUGUAUGGUCGUUACCUCGCGAAGAAGUACGGGGACCCUAACGAAGUGCAUGUUUCAGAGAGUGGAAGUGGGACGUUGGGUGGGCAGGUGCACCGGUCCCUGUGCGUUGACGACAGCAGAGGGGAGGAGGAGAUGGCAAAUGGUUACGACGACCCUACGCCACUCCAAAAUAUGAUCAACACGUUAUUGAAGGAGAACGAAGAACUGCGGGGCCAGUUAAUGCCAAAGGCGGAGACACCACCAGACGAAAACAAUGCUGAGGUUCGGACAGCGUUAACUAACUACGAAGAAGAGAGGAUGAAGCCCCGGAUUGCACAACUUGAGAAGGCUCUUGCCGAGAGAGAUGAAACGCUUCACAGAAAGGAUGAACGGAUAAGGCAAUUGGAGAGGGAACUUGAGGCAACCAAGUCCGAUACCGGUAUGAAGGAAGUCAUGAAAGACCUGCGCAAAAGAGAGAAGAAACUGUUGACUGAAGUUGAAGCACUCACAUCUCAGGUGGAGGCAAUGGAAGAAGAUAAGAGGAGAGCGGAAGACGAUGCCAGCUUCUACCGAAGGGAAAAUGAGUUGUUACGCAAUCGUAUCUCUGCAAUGAAUGAACAAAUGGCAAAGGCAUCAGGUUCUGAAGCAGAGGAAAUGCAAAAGGUAUUGACGAGUUAUGAGGAAGAAAAUGUAAAACCGAGGAUAGCGCGACUUGAGGAGGUCAUCGCAGAGAAGGAUGAAAACCUUCAGUCACGGGACGAGAAGAUAAAGAAGCUCGAAGAUGAACUUGAGGCGGCAAAACAGGAAGCGAAAUUUGCAUCGGGGGAAAGUGUGAAGAGUAACGGCAAAGCAGGGAGUGAAACGGAAACAUCGCUCUUAACGGAGGUGCAGGUGCUUAGAGACCAGGUGGAGGCAAUGGAAGAAGAUAAGAGGAGAGUGGAAGACGAUGCCAGCUUCUACCGAAGGGAAAAUGAGUUGUUACGCAAUCGUAUCUCUGCAAUGAAUGAACAAAUGGCAAAGGCAUCAGGUUCUGAAGCAGAGGAAAUGCAAAAGGUAUUGACGAGUUAUGAGGAAGAAAAUGUAAAACCGAGGAUAGCGCGACUUGAGGAAGCGGUUUCUCAGAGGGACGAGGUUCUUCGUUCACAAGAUGAACGGAUAAAGGAGCUGACGAGAGAAAUUGAAGAAAAUCGGAGAGAAGACAAGAAGGGUUCCUACCACGUUACAGACGAGGCUGUUGUAGCGUCCAAGGAGGAAGUUCAGGCACUGAAGAAUCAAAUGAAAGCAAUGAAAAAGGAAAAAGAAAAACUGGAAAAUGAGUCUAAGCUCUAUAGGAAGGAGAAUGAGUCGCUGAAGGAACGGCUUUCUGAGACGAAUGAUCAGCUGAAGAAGUCAUCACCUCUUCACGAAGAGGAGAAACAAAAGGUGCUGUCAAGAUACGAGGAAGAAAAUAUGAAAGCGAGAGUCGCGCGACUUGAGGAAGCCGUUACUCAGAGGGAUGAGGCUCUUCGUGCAAAGAGCGAGCGGAUACGCCAACUGGAGAAGGAACUGAGGGCAGCGCACCGAGAAGUGAAGGCUGCUCUCGAGGAGAGCAAGAAAAGCAGCAGUCGGCUUCACAGCGACUCCACGCAGACAUCGGCAGAGGAACUGAGGUCUCUCAUGACAAAAGCAAGGGAAAGAGAAAAAGAAAAAUUAAAGAAUGAGUCUAAGCUCUAUAGGAAGGAGAAUGAGUCGCUGAAGGAACGGCUUUCUGAGACGGAUGAUCAGCUGAAGAAGUCGUCGUCUCUCGACGAAGAGGAGAAACAAAAGGUGCUGUCAAGAUACGAGGAAGAAGACGUGAAGCCGAGAGUGGCACGACUUGAGGAAGCCGUUACUCAGAGGGAUGAGGCUCUUCGUGCAAAGGAUGAGCGGAUACGCCAACUGGAGAAGGAACUGAGGGCAGCGCACCGAGAAGCGAAGUCUGCUCUCGAGGAUGGCAGGAGAAACAGCAGUCGGCUUCACAGCGACUCCACGCAGACAUCGGCAGAGGAACUGAGGUCAUUGAAAACAAAGAUGGAUGAAAUGGAGAAUGACAAACGAAGGCUGAAUGAAGAAAUCGUCCUGUUAAGAAAGGAAAACGAGACACUAAAGCGAAAUUUGGGUGACGUAAUGAGGAGGUUAAAGAAUCCAUCAAGUUUCAUUGCAAGCGAGAAACAGAAAUUGCUGUCGAGCUACGAGGAAGAACACGUGAAACCGAGAAUUACACGACUUGAGCAUGCGGUUACUCUGAGGGACGAGAGACUUCAAGCAAAGGAGGAUCGGAUACGUCAACUGGAGAGGGAACUCGAUGCCCUGCGGUAUGGUGGUAAAAAUGAUGUGGAUAACAAUGCAGUGGAAGAUGGUAAGACCUUCCGCCAGCUGGAAGAGGCACUCUUAGUUGAAAUUCAAGGAGUAAAGGAUCAAAUGAGGGCAAUGGCAAAGAGCAAUCAAAAAAUGCAAGAAGAAGCUGUUUGUCUAAUGAGGGAGAAUCAGAUGCUGAGAGAUCGUCUUGCGGAGGCGUGUGAACAGCUCGGAAAGACACCAUCUAUCGAGGCGAGGGAGACUAGUCGAGAACUAGUGAAGUGUGAGGAUGUAAGUCCUAACCCUAGAAUAGCACAGCUUGAGCAAGCCGUAACUGAGAGGGAUGAAAUACUCCACACAAAGGAUGAACGGAUAAGGCAACUGGAGAGGGAACUCGAGAUGUUUCAGCACGAAAACAGGGCGAUAUGUGGCAACAGAGAUUGUCGGGACGCAGGAAGGAAGUUGGCGGCUGAAAACCAAGAACUGAGGAAUCUGGUGAAGUAUAUUGAGAAUGACAAGCAGAAGCUGGAGCACGAGGCCAGUUUUUUCAAGCAUGAAAACGAUGCUCUGAUCGGCCGUAUCGCGGAGCUGGAAAGUACUCCAAGAGCGCCGUCCUUGUCACCAACUAAGACUCAUACCCUUUCGGGUGAUAGGGAGGCUCUUAUGUCGCGGCUGGGCACUGCAAUCGAGCAGGUUCACAAUGUUCAGAAAGAAAGAGAGGCUGCAGAACGCAAGAUUGCUGUAUUGCAGGAGGAUUGUAGGGACCUCCGUAUGAGGCUUCAGCACGCUUCUGAUACUCCUGUACGUAAUGAAGCGUUGUUUCCGUCUUCCACUAACUGUGACGGCACAUACCAAACAGGUCUUCACAGUGGAGAGGAUGCUCAUUUAAUUGAAAGUGCGAGGGGAGCGCCUCACAGUAGUAGUGACGCCAUUGUUGAGUUAUUGCCCGACAGAUUAACCGCAUUGGAGGAUACGAUGGCGUCUUUAAAUACAGGACUUCAUGACGCUAUACGUCGUUUGAGCUCCGUAAGCGACAACAGCGCGCUGCUACGCACACAAAUUGCGGAUAUGCUCUCGCAGCGUUCGUCUCACAAUCUGAUUACUGAUCCUCAUGAGAGGUCGUAG
Trypanosoma brucei brucei TREU927 is the source of this 5160-nucleotide messenger RNA. RefSeq lists its product as hypothetical. Gene Ontology annotation, molecular function: protein binding. The record is from RefSeq and is a predicted model, not a curated record. Gene Ontology annotation, biological process: Notch signaling pathway; ribosomal large subunit assembly. Bases 1 to 5160 code for a protein of 1719 amino acids. The transcript has a single exon. Lineage: Eukaryota; Euglenozoa; Kinetoplastea; Trypanosomatida; Trypanosomatidae. Gene Ontology annotation, cellular component: nucleolus.